AAAAUCAAAGUUAUUAGUAGGUCUGAAGAGGACCAGACAAAGGAGUUGAGUACAGAUGUUAGGAAGAUGCAACGUAAUUUAGAUCCUUUGGUUCAUCCAUUUGAGAGACCUCGUGAAUAUGUUAGAGCACUAAAUGCUGUAAAGUUGGACAAGGUCUUUGCCAAACCAUUCGUAGCAGCACUCACUGGUCACACCGAUGGUAUCUUCUCGAUGACUCGUCAUCCCAACCAAGUCAACUGCUUUGCAUCAGGUUCAUGCGAUGGUGUAAUCAAACUAUGGAAUCUAUCAACAUUGAAGGAGACAGCUAAUAUAUUAUCACAUAAUGGAUUCGUUAGAGGAUUGUCAUUUGCACCGAAUGGAAACAGUAUACUAUCAUGUGGAGAGGAUAAGACUGUGAAGUUGUGGGACUUGACUCCACCUGACUAUACAUGCGAGAAGAGGGAAGCGACAACAGUGUACAAAGGUCAACACUCUUUCACAUCGAUCGAUCAUCAGUUGAACUCGCUCACAUUCGCCACGUCUGGCACCGACGUCUCGAUCUGGGACCAGACGCGAUCCACACCAAUGCAGCGUCUGACAUGGGGCCACGCGUCAGUCACACGUGUUCGCUUCAAUCCCAUCGAGAACAACCUGUUGGCUGCAUGCACUAGUGAUCGCGAGGUCAUUCUGUACGACAUUCGCGCCAACUCGGCUGUUCAGAAGCUCAUCACCAAGAUGCGAUCGAACGCCACCUCUUGGAACCCUCGCAAGGCCUACGUGAUCGCCCUGGCCAACGAGGACGAGAACGCCUACCAAUACGACAUCAGGAAUCUCAAGAGAGCAAUCAGUUUGCAUCGCGACCACGUUGGCUCCGUGCUCGACAUUGACUACAGUCCGACAGGCGACGAGUUUGUCACGGGCUCCUACGACAAGACCAUCCGUAUCUUCUCGACCGACUCGUACAACAGCAGAGAGGUCUACUUCACCAAUCGUAUGCAGCACAUCUUCUCGGUGCUGUUCACCGCCGACACCAAGUUUGUCAUGUCUGGUAGUGACGACAUGAACAUUCGUAUCUGGAAGAGCAAGGCAUCAAUGCCAAUGGGUAUGAUCGCACACAGACAGAAGGAGCAACUGGAAUACAGCGACAAACUAAAGGAUAAGUUCAAGGAGAUACCAGAGAUCAAGACAAUUGCACAACAUCGAAGAGUACCAAAGGCUAUUUACAAGAAGCGUUUCUUGAAGAACGUCAUGCAUCAAGCCAAGAAGAGGAAGGAGGAGAACGUUAUCAAGCACAGCAAGGGACAGGUCAAGGAAAGGAAGAUGCUGUCAGAGCAACUUGUCACCGUCGAGAAAUAA
Acytostelium subglobosum LB1 is the source of this 1335-nucleotide messenger RNA. RefSeq lists its product as hypothetical. The annotation marks the transcript as partial. Gene Ontology annotation, cellular component: small-subunit processome; nucleolus. The record is from RefSeq and is a predicted model, not a curated record. Gene Ontology annotation, molecular function: protein binding. The transcript is spliced from 3 exons. NCBI's taxonomy places the organism in Eukaryota, Evosea, Eumycetozoa, Acytosteliales, Acytosteliaceae. Gene Ontology annotation, biological process: maturation of SSU-rRNA from tricistronic rRNA transcript (SSU-rRNA, 5.8S rRNA, LSU-rRNA).